Messenger RNA from Prorocentrum cordatum, 303 nucleotides. The record is from the annotation of a GenBank genome assembly. NCBI's taxonomy places the organism in Eukaryota, Dinophyceae, Prorocentrales, Prorocentraceae.
AUGCUCUUCGCCGGCAAGGACGCAACAGAGGAGUUCGACAUGCUGCACGACCGCAAGGUCAUCAAGAAGUACGGCAUCGACCAGGGCACCGUGGACUGCUCAGAUCGCAGGGGCGCGGGCGUGUGCGCCGCGAGGCCUCCUGGCAGCUCUGCGCUCCCGCCGAGGUCUUUGAGAAGGGCAAGCUCGCGGACUGAGGCGGCCGCUCCAGCCGCCGACCUCCUCGGGGCGUCGCCCGCUGAGCUGAGGUGCAGUUCGCGGCCGCCGCGCCUGGUGAGUCAGUGGUGCUCAGCAAAGACCGUUUGA